Messenger RNA from Aspergillus campestris IBT 28561, 3225 nucleotides. RefSeq lists its product as uncharacterized. Lineage: Eukaryota; Fungi; Ascomycota; Eurotiomycetes; Eurotiales; Aspergillaceae. The record is from RefSeq and is a predicted model, not a curated record. The transcript has 3 exons. Gene Ontology annotation, biological process: transmembrane transport. Bases 1 to 3225 code for a protein of 1074 amino acids.
AUGUUGGUGGUGCUGUUGGUGGUGGUUUCGCCGGUGGAUGCGGUCCUCGUCGAUUUCCAGAAUUGCCUCAGCCAGUCGGUCAUCCAGUCCAGCCCGCUACAGCUCCAAUUUAUCCCGCUCGAUGUAUCGGUCACGUUCGAUCCGCAGAGUUCACUUCAUCCGCUGAAUGUCACCGUCUACGGCAACGUUUCGGGGACGGCCGACCGUCGCUUGACCUAUCCGCUGCCCGAUGACCCUCAGUGGAUCAACCCGAAUGAGACCGUGGGGAAGAUUACCGAUCUAGAUACGUCGAACAACAAGUUUUCCACCCUGUUGACGUCCGUCGACGUCGUGUCGUUCUCGCCGUAUCGCGACGCCUCCAGGUUCUGCGAUUCGGUGCAAGGAGACUGUCCGCUCGUGCCCGCCUUUUACGCGAAUGCGAGUGACCUCGCGUCGUUACGCUCGUUUUCGGUCCAACAUGAUAUGUCGUCCGCAUACCACUUUUCCACCCUCGCCGCGUCCUUCACGAUCAAGUCCGGCAACCAGGCAGCCACCAAGCUCGGGUGCGUGAAGGUCGAUAUCACCCCGGACCUGGGCUCGUCGUUGCGGAACGCCCUCGCCUACGUGCCGCUGGUCAUCUUGAUCUUCGUCGGAGUCGCGACGAUCACCGCCGCCAUUUACAGCCCGUGGGGCACCACCAACCCGUUCCACUGGACGAGCAACUACGGCCGAGACGAGGAUGUUCUGCGAUUGGUGACGCCCGGUUUCGGGGAUUGCCUGCAGUAUAUCCAAUUUACCGUCCUGACGGGGGCGCUGUCGUUGAACUACCCUGGGUAUUACCAGCCCGUGGUCAGCCAGGCGGCGUGGUCGAGCCUGCUGUUCAACCAGACAUUUAUGAACCAGGGAGAGGAGCGGAACCCCGUGGUCGAUGGCGUGUAUGCCGUGAACGAGACCUACGGUCUAGACCGAUUGGAGCACUACGUGGGAAUGCCGUCCGAGCGGGACAUGUGGCCCGGGAUGAUCGUCUGGCUGUUGGUCAUCGUGCUCGCCGUCACUCUGUUGAUCCAGGUGGCGUUCGGCUUCCGGUGGCUGCAUCGCGCGCUGGCCAACGUCCCGGAGGAGGACCUGCGCGCGAAAAACUGGCCCUUCACCAUCGGCAAUGUGAUCCGGAUCGUCUUCAACUACCUCUUCCUGCCGAUGGUCUCCAUCUCCUUCUUCCAGCUGGUGAUCGCCGGUCGCUCGCCCGCAUACUCGGUCGUGUUCGCCGUGAUCCUAAUCCUGAUCGCCAUCGCCUUCUGCCUCUGGACCGUCCGGCUCAUCGUCACCACCCGCCCCAAGUCCUACCUGUAUGAUGACCUGUCGACGGUCCUCCUGUACGGGCCGCUGUACAACACCUUCUGCGACGAUGCCGCCGCCUUUGCGGCCGUGCCGCUGUUUGUCACCUUUGCCCGCGGGGUCGCGAUCGGUGCCCUCCAACCGUCCGGGAUCGCGCAGAUCGUGCUGUUGGCGAUCUGCGAGGUGGUCUCCCUGCUGACCCUGAUGGCCUUCAAGCCGUUCCCGCCACCGACGUCGAUGAACCUGUAUCACGCCUGCUUCUCCAUAGUGCGGUUCCUCACGAUCUUGCUCUCCGUGGUCUUUGUCCCAUCGUUGCAAGUCUCCCAGUCGGCGCGGGGGUGGAUCGGAUACAUCAUCCUCCUGCUGCACGGAUUGGUCCUGGUCUUUGGUUUCUUCCUGAACGCAUUGCAGACUCUGAUCGAAGUCGUCGCCCGUCUUGCCGGUGCCGGUGGCUAUGAGGGGGGUGUUACCCGUGGUGGUCUCGUCAAGGUAUUUGGCAUGCGACAACUCUCGCGUCGUGUUCCGCGGCGUGACGUGGGGACGCGCCAAAGCAUGGGCUCCGAAGCGGCGAUGUUGGCCCACACGGACGAUCGGCUGUCGUCGCAAUUCGAUGGCUCGAGACCACGAAGUCUCUCGGGCAGCUCGGCGUUGCUCCUGAACCGCGCUGGGGCUAGCGAUGGCCGAGCCAGUGCCUUCUUCGACACCGGCAGUGCCCACGGGGGAGCUCACAGUCGCGCCAACAGCAGUGGAUUCUAUACCCCGACACCCGGGGCAGGAUACCAGACCACCGGCAGUAAUUCGCCCAAGAGUGGGCCGGUCUUCAUGCAACCCCACGAUCCUUACUACCGGCCUCCGCGUCCUCGCCGGAAAGUGACGGAGUCGCGCCCUUCGACAGAACACGCCCGAUCGUACUCCGAGAGCGCCUCACGCGGGCCGUACGGAGACGGGGAGGACGAUAUUGUCGAGGCGACGCGGUCGGGUCGGAACACACCUGUUCCCGCAUACAUCCCCACCCCGAAGGACGACCUCGACUUCGAAGAACCCCGCCGCUCGAGAAAGGACUAUGCGGUCCGUGAGGUGGAUUUCUACUACCGGGUCCGUGGUCCACCUCUGUCCCAUACAGGCACGCGGAAACUCAAGACGGGUCCGGCGGAUCCUACAGGCCCGGUGUCGUCGGCCACGGGCUUUUUCCGCAACCUGUUCCAGGGCAAGACCAAGGAGAAAGGCAAAGGCUUCGAGGUGGUCCGCAGCGCACGGGCGCCGCCGCCAGGGCUGAUGGCCGACGGGGAAGAAUUCCACGAGCCAUACCGGGACGAGCCGGACGAGCCAGGGGCCGGUGGUCGGCCUGCGGCGUCGGGAGGUCCCUCCGCGGAACACGAUUCGGACGGCGCCGGUGCAUCCCGCAGCGCGGAGGCCGCGUUGACCCUGCCCCCGGUGGACACGGGCGACGACAUCGAAUUGCCGCGUCGUGGGAGCUCGCGCCACAGCACCGCCUCAGGGGGGACGGAGACUCGGCGCAGCCGGCGGGCUGACUCGAUCAGCUCGCUAGGCGAAGAGGAUCUGUCGCAGCGAUCGCUGCCCGUGGUAACGGAAGCGGUGUCGGCGGAGGCCCACGAGUCAGGUCCCUACGGCGGGUCGAAUUUUUCACCGGGCUAUCUCCACCACUCGUCUUCGGUGACCGGUCGACUCCCGUUUAGUGCGACGAGCUCGCCCUCCCGCGACCGAAACAUGUCCAUCGCGUCGACGACGGGGUCAACCUCGUCUAGCCGGCAGCAGGGACGUCCCUCGAGUAUGGGGUACGUGGCGCAACACCGGACUCGCGACAAUAUCCAUGAACGCAGUGGCGACGAGCCGACCUUUACCGGGAGUGCAGCGGAGCUAGUGGACGACCUACACCAUGAUAGCCGGUAG